Messenger RNA from Drechmeria coniospora, 327 nucleotides. RefSeq lists its product as uncharacterized. The transcript has a single exon. Lineage: Eukaryota; Fungi; Ascomycota; Sordariomycetes; Hypocreales; Ophiocordycipitaceae. The record is from RefSeq and is a predicted model, not a curated record. The coding region runs from base 1 to 327 and encodes 108 amino acids.
AUGGUUAGUGACGCGACACGAAAGGAGCUCGAUCGGCGUACCAGGUCCUGGGGGACGCUGCUGCUGGGGUCCAUUUGCGCCAUGGCGAAUCUCGUGGCGGUCGACGACGACGACGACGACGCAGGCUUCAGCACGGUCGCGGGUAGGGUCAAAAUCAAACACCGGCAAAGGUUGACGAAGCAGCAAUCGAAUGGCCCAAGGCCGACGGUCGUCGACAAGCCUACAACGAAGCGUGGCCUGCUCGACGGCGGGCUGGUCCACUGGCUGGCGAUUGGCAACUGGACGGCGUGGUGGGUGCAGCGCAAGAUGGACAGGUCGAGGCUGUAA